UAGCCUUACUUUUAACCACAUCCAAAUAAGUACUAUCUAUUGUUUUUUAAUUCCAUUGAAUCAUCACUCUCUCAAUCUUUUUGGUCUCUUUGUUUCCACGAGUAUAUAACUAACCCAAGCCCCCAAAUAUCUUCAUUCAAACUUCAAAACUCACAAUUAGUAGUGAAACACUAUAAAAGGAAAAAUAAAUUAUAUACACAUACAUUAGGCAUAUACACCAAACUUGUUAAGUUCAUCCAAAAAUGGAUUUUGGUUCUCAUCUCUUUCAAAACCAAAACCAAAACCUUCUAUACUUCCCUCAAAAUUCCUACUCUAAUAAUUUCUCUUGGGAAUUAGAAGAUUUUGUUAAUUUCUUCAAUGAUGACAUCAACUCCAACAACGAAUCAGAAACACUAACACAAACACGAACGAAUGAAUCAUUAUCUUCAUCAUUAUCAUCAGCCGAGUCCAACUCUAUGGUGUCCGUACUAAGCAAUGAGUCAAUAGAAGUCUUAUCCAAUACUACUUACACACAAGUGAUCAAACAAGCACAAACAUCAUUACCAUCACCACCACCACCACCGCAGAUUAAGGAAAGCAAUAAAAGAGCGUUUAGAGGAGUAAGAAGAAGGCCGUGGGGAAAAUUCGCGGCCGAGAUAAGAGAUUCAACUAGAAAAGGCGUAAGAGUAUGGAUUGGAACAUUCGACACGGCCGAAGCGGCCGCGUUAGCUUAUGAUCAAGCGGCUUUUUCAACAAGAGGUUCAUUGGCAGUGUUGAAUUUUCCGGAAGAAGUUGUUAGAGAAUCACUUAAAGAAAUGAGUAGAAAUUCUAAGCCUUUGGAAGAAGGAACUUCACCGGUAUUGGCACUCAAGAGAAAACACAUCAUAAGAAAAAAGUCCAAUAAGGUUAGUAAAAAGAAAAUCAAAAGUGAAGAACAAAUUCAGAUUCAAAUAGAGACCCAAAAUGGUAAUAUUAAUUCACAAAAUGUGUUUGUGUUUGAGGAUUUGGGUGCUGAAUAUCUGGAGCAACUAUUGAGCUUGACUUCAUAGUUUUAUUUUUGUCUAGAUUCAUAGGUUUUGGAAUUUUUCAUCAACUUGGUAAUUCUUAAAUCAUGAUGAUGACAAGAUAAAUGUUCCAUAGGAUAUUCCUUCCUCAUCUUUUAUCGUCAUCAUCAUCACUUCACUACUUUGAAUUUUUAUUUUGCACUAUUGUUGUUCUGUAAAGAAAAAGAAAACUUUACAAAGUAUGUAAUUACAUAUAUGUUUUAGGAAAAUUGGUGUAUUGCACAUGAGAAUUUUAUCUGCAUUAUGAAAGUGUUAUAUUAUUAGUGAUAUUA
This is a messenger RNA of Lathyrus oleraceus (garden pea), 1315 nucleotides long. RefSeq names its product ethylene-response factor C3. The record is from RefSeq and is a predicted model, not a curated record. Lineage: Eukaryota; Viridiplantae; Streptophyta; Magnoliopsida; Fabales; Fabaceae. Gene Ontology annotation, molecular function: DNA-binding transcription factor activity; DNA binding. Bases 243 to 1028 code for a protein of 261 amino acids. Gene Ontology annotation, biological process: regulation of DNA-templated transcription; ethylene-activated signaling pathway. The transcript has a single exon.